Molecule: messenger RNA, 546 nt
Organism: Vicia villosa (hairy vetch)
Lineage: Eukaryota; Viridiplantae; Streptophyta; Magnoliopsida; Fabales; Fabaceae
Exons: 1
Coding region: 1-546 (181 amino acids)
Source: RefSeq, a predicted model, not a curated record
AUGGAUGCCUUUGAUUUAGUGUGGGGUAUGGAUGUUCCUUUUAAAAUAAAGGCGUUUGGUUGGAGGCUUUUUCACAGUAGGCUUCCUAUGAAAGAUCUUUUGGAGUUGCGAGGUAUGCCUUUGUCCGUGGAUGAUUUAAAGUGUAUUUUUUGUGGUGUGUGUAAGGAGAAUAGGGAUCAUUUAUUUUUUGGUUGUUUGGUGGUGAAAAAUAUUUGGAAUGAGAUAGCUUUUUGGGUGGAUAAAGGGGCUUUUUCCGUUGAAGAGUGCUUCUCAAAUUUUAUGGAUUGGCACCUAUUUUUUCAUAGUAAAUUGGUGUUGGAUAGAAAGUUGGAUAUUAUUUGGUUUGCUACAACUUGGUGCAUUUGGUUGGUUAGAAAUGGCGCUUGUUUUCGCAAAGAGGCGUGGAGUGUAAAUUCAACAUUGUUUGGAACAUCAAGUUGUUGGCUUGGAGAUGGUCGUUUUGUGGAAAAAUUACUCAAUCCAAUUAUUCCCUAUACGAGUUUUGUAAGAAUCCGUUGUACUAUCUCUCGUAAUGUGAUUGGUUAG